CUGUGUUUCCGGGUCAGCCGGAUGUGUUGGGAUCACCAGUUCUUUGGAGGUCCUUGUCCGAGUCCGCAGUGGAUUCGGUCCCUCCGCUUUUUCAGGAUAUGGGCGCAGAGAGCAGUGCGGCCCGGAGUUGCCGGCUCGAAGAGCCGCCGGUCACUCUGCCCGCCGGUCUCAGCGUCUAUCGGGCGGUUCUGGAGGAAGAGCGGCUGGUGUCCGUGUUCAUCUAUCAGCGGGGCAACGAGGAGGCCGUCAACAAGGCAGCCAAGCAUUUGAAAACUUUACGCCAUCCAUGCCUGUUGAGGUUCUUAUCAAGCACAAUUGAAGUUGAUGGAAUCCACUUGGUUACUGAACGUGUACAACCUCUGCACAUGGUCCUUGAAGAUCUUUCCGCAGAUGAGAUCUGUGCAGGAAUCUUUGACAUCCUCCAAGCACUGAUCUUCCUGCAUGACCGAGGAAAGCUGAGCCACAAUAAUGUAUGCAUUUCAUCUGUGUUUGUGAGUGAAGAUGGUCACUGGAAGCUGGGAGGUAUGGAGUCCAUGUGUCAGUUCUCUCAAGCAUCAGCUGAGUUCUUGUCCAGCAUCAACUCGUUGAGAGAUUUGAGUAGUGUUGCUCCUGAGGAGCAGUCUGCAGGUUUUCAGAUUCUUCCAGAAAUGCAUGGGCACGCUCGAGAUGCUUACUCGUUUGGGACGAUGGUUGAGAAACUCCUUCCAUUGCUGAGUGAUGUAGUUGCAGAACAUUUGCUGACAAGUUUUCAAGAAACCUUGAAAGAAUCCCUCUUAAACCCGGACCCAAUGCAACGUCCAUCUUUACAGAGUAUAUUGACUCAUGAGUUCUUUAGCAGGAACGAGUUCUUGGAAGUUGUAAAUUUUUUAAAAAGCUUGACAUUAAAAACUGAGGAAGAGAAGAAUGAAUUUUUCAAAUUCCUGUUGGAUCGCGUUCAGGGCUUACCUGAAGGUCUCAUGGCCUCCCGCCUGGUGCCACAGCUGCUAACUCCACUGGUGUUUGCAGAACCAGUAGCAAUCAGAAGUUUCCUUCCUCACCUCCUCAGGCCAAAGAAAGACUCACCUCGUGAUGAUGAAUUCAAUUGCCUCCUGUCACCCAAUGUCUUUCGAGAGCAUGUCAUCCCAGUUCUGUUGAAACUUUAUAGUGUGCGAGAGGAGCAUGUGCGAAUGGUGCUGUUAUCUCACCUAGAUACUUAUGCUGAUCUUUUUCAAUUGGAAGACCUACAGGAAAUUGUUCUUCCACAGGUGCUACUAGGUUUAAGAGAUACCAGUAAUACUCUAGUGUCUGGAACGCUCUGCAGCCUAGCAGUGUUGGUGCCACUUCUUGGAGCUGAUGUAGUUGUUGGAGGUGAGAGAGCAAAGAUCUUCAAACGUACAACACCCAACUUCAGAUCAACUGAGAUCACCCCCGAAGGCUCCCCUGCACAUGUCAGCAAUAAUCAUGAGCUUUACAGUUCUCUGGCCUUAAACAACAAUUCAUUCAAACUGUUUUCGAAGAUCUCUGAGCCGAAGAAACCCACAUUUGGGAAAGAGAAAGGGCACACAAAUCUUACUCAAAAUCUGCUGUCUUCAAGGUUUCAGAAAUUGGGAGAAGCAGCACCAACAUCCAUAAUGUCAAUGAAUGGUAUUCGUGGGAACAACAUUUCUGGUGCUGGUAGUACACAAAAUUCGGUGCUGAUCCAUGAAUCUGCUGAGGAUUGGCCAGACUGGAGCAAGUCGGAGGAGAAUGAACAAAAUAUAGGAAUUAAAAUUGAGCCUACAAAGGAUUGCAUCAGUUCAGGUAAUCCAUCUGAGAACAUUGCUGUGAAAGAUGAACCAUGGGAUGACUUUGAACCUGCGAUAGAUAAUCGUUCUAGCACAAUAAAACCAGAACAAUUAAAUAAGCAGCAGACUUCUAAUUUAUCUAUCACUGGGAAUAUGGCCCAGUCCAAAGGCAUGAAACUUUCUUUAGCACUGAAAACUCGCUCUGUUACUUCAUGUGAGAAUUGGAGGAAUGAUAAUUGGAACCAGCAGAACUUAUCAAUAAAGGAGAGUACAAAAGCAGAGUCAACUGGACAGACGAUCUCCAGACAGAAAAUUACUGCACAGAGAACCUCUUUGAACACAGGGCUCGGAGAGGAAUUCACUAUAAAUGUCAAGAAAAAGCCACAGAGAGACCCUGAACUAGAUCUGUUUGCUGAUAUGAUACCAGACAUUAAAGUUUCUUCCACAGGUUUGUUAAUGCCAGCACAAAGAACAGAACUGAAUGUUACUGCCAAACCAACUGAAGAAGCAUCAAAAUGUACAGAGAAGAUUCUGAGAGCAGAAGAUAAUUCACCGCCUCUUGCACUUGCAUCUAAGUUUGCAGCAGACGUUGUUGAGGUGGAAACUGAAGGCUGGGAAGAUGAUCUGAACUGGGAGGAUAAUAGUUGGUGAAAUAGAAACUGUGCCUAAAACAAUUUUGUAAAUGAAGAUCAAUAUCUUUGAUACUCAAACACUCUGGCCCUACCACCACCACCUAUCCUUUUGACUAUGACUUCUGCCAACCAGUUAAACACAAAAAGUGUAGCUGGUGGAAUAAAGAUGGUGGUGUUUUGUUGCCUCUGCAAAUACCUGAAGAAACAGUUUUUAAAGAGUAUCUGAGAAGGAUAUAUCAGGAACUACACAAUUCUGUUAACUGUUUGCUUGUUGGGAUAGGUCACCUUAGUGAUAUUUACUGAGUACCAGAAAUGCUUUAUUUUGAAAAUUUGAUUCUAUUUGUGAAUAUCUUAAAUGUUAUAUAGAGGAAGGUGUACUGCUGGUUUCUCCUCUGUGACUUGCAACUAAUUUACCCUAUAGAUUAAAGUGCAAGUUUCUUUGGUGAAAUGUUUGAGUAAUCCGGAUUUCGGUGAAGUGAUUGUUACUGUGUUACUGUUUUCUGUGUACAUUUUAAACUAAAAGUGUAACAAAGUAAUUUUGCUUGCACUUCAGCAUGAAAUGCAACCUGAGGCUGCCCCAAUCCCCCUUAUUAAUGUAAUAGAUUAGGACUCCCUGGAGGAGUUACUCAUUCAGAAGUCACUCUAGCCCUAAUCUCAUGCUCUACGGCUAUAGAAUUCAUGCUGCUGGUGAAGUCAGUGUGCAGAUAUCAAAAUUAUAAAAUGCACCAUUAAAUGCCAAAUGGUUCUGAGAUACAACACUUAGUCAGUAAUUUGGUGCAAAGCCCUGCCUUAGAAGCAAAUACUACCCGUUUUAAUUGGUAAAUGUAAAGAUUGCAACACCCCAUUAUUGGAGGUAGUUGGAAAGGUUGGAAUUAUAGUUAGUUUUCCUCCUGUCAAGUAACAGUUGGUGUUUUGAGUCUUAAUACAGUUAAGUAUAAGUUCUGUCAUAUACACUGAAGAAACAGAUAGGACAAGGAUGUUUUUAAGAUCAUUGCGCUAAAGCAGAGCCAAAGUUGUUUUCCCCCCCCCCCCCCCACCCCAUUUUUGGUGCCAUGUACAUCUCGACUAAUUCUAACCUCAUGAACACCAGUGACACUUGAGUGUUAGGAAAUCACCAUAUUAGUAAAGUCAUUGAAAUAUUUGUUUCGGUGCAUGUAGAUACUUUUGACUCAAAAUACCAAAUAGAAUGUUUAAAUCAAGGGCUUGAUACAUAUUGCAAUAUUUGUAAGUGAAAUAGUGAUGGGGAUUUUAAUGAAUACUUUUGUAAUUACAACUAUUUUGUUUAGGAACUACACCAAAAUAGUUCUAAUUGAACAUUUGAUUGUAUUUCUGAAUAUGGAAGGUGAAUGUGUAAAUUUUAGAUUAUUUUCUGAUGGAAACAUUUGCUUUCAGUUGGCAAAUGUGAAUUUUAAGCUCCGAGGUCUGUUUUCACUGAUCGUCCAACUCAGCAGCAAAUAAAAUAAUCUCACGUGACUAUUUAGUUGCACAUGGAAAUGUAUAUUGGAAUGCCCUAUUUGCAACCAAAAACCUCCUGAGCACUGAAGUCCUAUGGGAAUAAUAAUGAUUUAGUGGAAUAAAAGUUAAAACAAUGGCCUUCACAUUUUGAGGACUGAAGUUUCUAUAUUUGAAUUAAAUUCUCCCUAUGUAUUAGCUGUCUAUUUACAUAGACUUAAACCAGUUCUUAUUGAGAAUAUGUACACAACACAAAAUUAUUUUUGGGCCAUGAUACAGAAAUUAAGCUGUUAUAUGGGAAAGCUUUUCCUGUUUAAUAUCAUUCACUCAGGUAUCCAAUGCCAGAUUGAAUUGAUCCUUGCCUUAGCACUGUCAAAUGGACAAAAUUCAGAACUUUUUACCCUUUAAUUUUUUUUUUCUUAAGCAGAUCAGACUUGGAGAUUUGCUUUUAUUCUGAAUCUGUGGAUAAUUACCUAAAACAUACUGCUUUGCUAUGAAGAAUCACCAAUGAAUGGUUGAAGCAGCAAACAUCCAUUUGUAAUAUUCGAUCCUACGUAAUUUUAAUUGUACAAACCAGCAAAAAAUUUAGGUCAAAGUUAUGAAACUGUUAAUUGCUAGUCAGUUCAGAAACUGCAGGAUUUAACCAGAUCACCAUCAAAUAUUGAGGACAUGGAACUGAAACACUGGACAAACUUAAUGUGAAUACUCUGGGAUUGCUGCUUUAAUUCAUUAAUAGUUAAAACCUUCUUUUCAGUUUGUUAAUUUCUCUUUAUCCCUCCAAAACUGUUAGAUGGAGAUAUUUUAAACACUAGUGACAGUGUAUUUGGACAAUGCAAUGGGAAGUUAUCAACUAGUUGGAAAGGUUGGAAUUAGUUACUUUUCCUCCUGUAAGUAAUAUGUACUUAGCCACAAGUCCUUAUUCAGCAAAGUAUCAAGUUAGACUAAUAAAGGAUGUUCAUUCAGCUGAAUUAUUUAAUGUUUAUUUUGAAAGUGAAUUCCCAAUAAUAAAAUGGCCAAUUUAAAAAGUAAAAUAAUUUAUUGGAUUCAAAUGUAUUAAUUUUUUCUAUAAUAAAGACCUAUU
Molecule: messenger RNA, 4928 nt
Organism: Stegostoma tigrinum
Lineage: Eukaryota; Metazoa; Chordata; Chondrichthyes; Orectolobiformes; Stegostomatidae
Gene: scyl3
Product: SCY1-like, kinase-like 3
Exons: 13
Coding region: 99-2414 (771 amino acids)
Biological process (GO): protein phosphorylation
Molecular function (GO): protein kinase activity; ATP binding
Source: RefSeq, a predicted model, not a curated record